GGAGCAGGCAGCAAAUCCAAGCAGCAGAAGGCAACAAUCACAGUGCAGCAGACUGAGCACUUCCAGAAAGGACAGCUCCUUCUUUCCUACCAGGUCUCUUUGUAGUAUGACAGCAAAACUCUGAAGAUAUUUCUUGUGGAUUUCUUCAUUAUCAGGUGCUUAACCAAGAAAACCAUCUGAUCUACUUGUGAAAAUGCCUGAGCAAAGUAACGAUUACAGAGUAGUAGUAUUUGGAGCUGGAGGUGUGGGUAAAAGCUCCCUGGUUCUGCGCUUUGUAAAAGGUACAUUUCGAGAAAGCUAUAUACCAACUAUUGAAGACACCUACAGGCAAGUGAUCAGCUGCGACAAAAGUAUAUGUACUUUGCAAAUUACUGACACGACUGGAAGCCACCAAUUUCCAGCUAUGCAGCGCCUAUCUAUAUCAAAAGGACAUGCCUUCAUUUUGGUUUACUCCGUCACCAGCAGGCAGUCCCUGGAAGAAUUGAAGCCAAUUUAUGAACAGGUUUGCCAGAUUAAGGGGGAUGUUGAGAGCAUCCCUAUCAUGUUAGUUGGAAAUAAAAGUGAUGAAAGCCAAAACAGAGAAGUGGACAGCUCGGAUGGAGAAGCAAUAGCAAAAAAAUGGAAAUGUGCCUUCAUGGAGACAUCUGCCAAGAUGAACCACAAUGUGAAGGAGUUGUUUCAAGAGCUUCUGAACCUUGAGAAACGCAGGACUGUGAGCCUUCAGAUAGAUGGCAAGAAAAGCAAGCAGCAAAAAAGGAAAGAAAAACUGAAAGGCAAAUGUGUUGUCAUGUAAAAGUCUAUUUAUUCUAACCUUGCAGCGCUGGAGAUGAUAGGGAAACUGCAUGCACAACACUUGGCAAUGCACUAUUUUAUCAUCCGGAAAUAAAUGGCACAUAAUUUAACUGUUUUACCUCAAGAAAUGUUUGAGGUAGACAUGACUAGACUUGAAAAUAAUUUAGUGUCAAUUUCAUCUUGUUCAAUGUCAUUUAAUAGGACUUAAUCGUCAUUUCCAGCAUGCAACUUGCUAGAAAUGCUAGUGUGGAAAAUUUAGAAUUUUUUAAUUUAUUUAUAUAUAGAGACUGAAAAUUUGAAAUUGCAUGUGAUAGCCAUGCAUAUACAGUACAAAUAAUAAUAAGAUAAAUAUGAUAUUAAACUAUCCUGCAUAUUAUGGUAGCGCGGAACUCCGGAUUUCACAUCUCGUACAUUUGGGGUUUAUUACCUAAGGAAAUAUUAAGUGCAAAUAACUAUGUACCUUUCAUGCAUGAUAGGUCAUGUCCAUACUACAGCUGUAUUCCUUUUAGAGUAUAUUUUAUAAAAAUUAUAUACACAUAGCCAGACAUGUUUUAAUUGUGUAUUUGUUUUUUCUUAAUGUUUAUUGCCUUAACAAAAAGUUUCUCUAUCCAAAUACUUUUUACAGGGAUGAGACUAUGUGCUGAUGUAUAGCCAGUAUACACACAUUCAUGCAUUGCACAUGAAUGUUCUACAAAGUGUAUGUUCACCUCUGAAGAUCAUGUUACUGUUUUCACUGCAUACAUAAGAGCAUCAUUUUACUUUGCUUAUUUUGUAAUGAUCUUUAUCUUAAUGAACGGUUCUUCUAGUUGGCACUAAUUUGCUGACUGAGGUAAAUUGUUCAGCUGGAACCGUUUUUUCUUCUAUCGAACAUGCGGCUGCUUUGGGAUUGUUCUCAUCCUCAUUUAAAAAUGUGGUGAGAAUUUAACGCAGGGAUGCUAAAAUGGUUGCAAACAAGGAAAAUUUGAGCCAUAAAAUAAGGCACCAGGACCUCCUGACACUGGUGCAAUGUUGGACUGGCCCACCAGAGUACCAGAGGAUCCUCCAGUGGGUCCAGGCUUUGAUACCAUAGUGGGCCCCGAAGGUCCAGAAAAAAAAACAUUUGGUGCUGCUGCCUUUGGAGACAAUAAACUGCCACUUGGGUCUACUCUGUUUCUUCAAAUCAAAAGCUACUAGACUUUAUUGAUGAUGUGGGGGUUGGGCCUCAAAAAUAAUUUCCUCUGGUGGGACCAAUGAAGCCCAGUCUGACCCUGCACCAGUGGUAAGGAGUAUGGUAACAGUGUCUAGGUCCCUUUAAGUGCUGCUAGACACCAAGACCAGUGGUAAGAAGUUUGGUGGUGUCUUAGAUUACUUACUAGGGAACUAAUCCCCCCCCCCCAUCUUGUAUUAUGUAAGGCUGACCAUCCCAGAAUGAAAUUCAGCAGAGCAACUUUGUGGAUAUUGAGCCAGAACUAAGUCAAAACUAGAAGAAGCCAUCACAAUCGAGAAAGCAUCUGUGAUCAGUACAAGAUCAGUACAAGAUAAGUGAAGCAAAGCAGUUCCAAGUUUAUUUAACAUUACAUGUAGAUCAUAUCUAAAUGUAAACUGUAAAAUGGUUUUCAAAGGUGACUUAAAAUAUCAACUAAAUCACUUUAAGGCCUCAUUCACACGUCUCUGUUCGGUUUGCAGACGCAAAAACUCAGACCAAUUUGCCUCCAAAUUUUGCAUCUGCAAGGACUAAAGUAAUUCAUGCUCCUGUGUACUUCCUGCGGACCAAAGGUUUGCUGAAAAACAUGGACGUUUUAAUACACAUAUACAAUUUAAUGGCUCCCCGUGUUGUCCGUGGAGAGCAUGAACAAUACAUGGAUGUGAAUCACUGACAUGUGAAUAAGCCCUUAUUGAACUUUCAGUGGCAUGUGAUGGAUGCAUUUAGUUGGUGAACACAUCAAUUUUAUAGUCACAUGAGCAACUUUAACCCGCCAACAAUUCUAUACUGGGAAUAUUAAUCUAAGCAUCUAGUUAGGCAGCUCAAGAAAUGAAGAGUAUAAAGAGAUACUAGAUGUUGCCAAUUUAGACAUAUCAGCUAAGAAGAUGGCUCCUUUCCAGAAUAACUACUGCACAUAAAGGCCAUUAGCAGUCAUCUUCCAACACUAAGAUGAAUAUAUAGUAUCAGACAUUAAACUCUUGCAAAUUCCGCAAUAUCAGAACAUCUCCUAUUACACUUGCAAUAUUGCAGGAAGAAAAGCCAUCAUAACGAAAGAUCUAUCUUAAUGAUCCAAGACAUUAAAUAAAAGUUAUAUAUUUCCAUGUGAAUACAGGUUUAUUGUACAAUAAGAGUACACAACGUGGAAAACAUGAUCAGCAAUUGCAGGUACCAUAAACAGUGAAAGGUUAUUCUGCUCUCAUUCUGGACUUUCCAUACUUUUAAUAUUUUAAGCUACAAUGAUCAUGGGAAUACAAGAAACAGUAGUUUAUGGAAAAGCACAUUCAGUUUCCACAAUCAAUGAAUCCAGAAUUUUGAUACUUGAAAAUCUUUUAUAUGCCAUGCAUUUCUGACAGGAGAAACAUGCACAAAAAAAAACAAAAAAAAAAAACACAACAACAAAAAAGAUACAAGCGGCAUAUAUCUAGUGACAACUGAGAUGAAGAAGAGAGGUCCAUAGCAAAAUUAACAUGGGGUUCACUCCUUUUUGCUGAUUCACACAACUCUCCUCCUUGGCACAGGAGGGUGCACGGUUUGCUCACCCUCUUACAGGGGAUGAGUGAUAUGUGAACUUCUCCCUGGAUUAGCAAUAUUACCUCAUCCAUGGGGGAAGAGGUAAGGUCAAUGUCAGCUCAUCGGACCACAUAUUCAGUGCAGAAACUGGUUCUAAAACAUGUAUACCUUGCAUACUACACAGGCAGUUGAGCAGUUUAUUAUUUGGCACAGCUUCUCAUGGUAUAAUAAUGUGCUAUUUGUGGUUAUCAGUAGGAAGCAAUAAGUCAACUGUUAGAUGGGCCAUGCACGUUCUUAAAGAGGUGUUCCAUAAGUUGCAUUGGGAGAUGUUAUAACUGUCUAAUAUAUGACCCUUCUUGAUUGUAUAUGUGGAGAGGUGGGGUCAAAGUGCUGUUGUAGAAGAACAUAUUGUAUCUUGGAGACAUGAUUCAGAAAGUAAAUUCAGAAAGUAAAUUUGGGCUGAUGCCAGGGAAAUUGUCGGGAAUGAGCCAAAGCCCCCCCAAUAAUUCCCUGAUCGUGAGCGAAGGUGAUUGCUGAUUUUAGGGUACAUGCAGCAAUCAUCUUCUCUCUAUGUGGAAAACCUAUGGCUACUGUGAUUGCUGUUUAAUCCCAAUAAAAAUUCAUUGUAUGCCACCGGUACAUCCCUGUUUACACAAGGAUUAUCUGAUGAAUGAGUUUGCUUGGUCAUCAGAUGAUUAGUGGGACAUUUAAACAAAGCUAUUAUUGGGACGGAGUGUUUUUAAGAAUGAUCUUCCCAAAUAAUUGUCCAAUUUCUUAGGCCAUGUAAAAGUAGAAGAGCCUUAAAGAGGAACUGUUACCUCCCCUGACAUGUCUGUUUUAGUAACUUCUUUCAUUUCCCAUGCAAUUACUAUUCUGAAGCAUCUUUUUACGUACCUCUGUGUUGUCACUGCCUCAGUUAUGUUACAAGAGGGGUAUUAAUGAAACUGGAUGUCAUGAGUGGUGGUGGUGGUGGGGUGUCCCUGCUCAGUCUGACCUUGUUCAAUCAGCGCUGAUAGUCUCAAAAUUUAAAGGUACAAUCCCCUACUUGCAACAUCCAGUUGAAGAUUUAUAAGUAAAGUACUGUUUCUACUAGCAAUAACUGAGAAACAGAAUAGUGUAGAAUUACAGUAUAUAUGAAAAGAUGCUUCAGAAUUGCUAGUGCAUGUAGAAUGCAGCUAGUUACUGAGACAUGUCAGGAGGUGUGCUCUUCAACUGUCCUAGAAGAGGAAUCGCCAAUUUUGCACAAAGGAGAGCAUUUCCUCACACAAAAAGUACAGGUCCACAGCAGCCCCAUCCUGUACCUCAUCUGUUCCCUGCAAUGUAUAUAUUAAAUGUAUUUAUGUAUACUGCUGACUCAUAGAACAGUGAAUUCCUACUGAGUAACAUUUUAUAGAUUUGCAGUGCUGCCCAGCUUCUAUAGAUAUUCAAUUAAUUAGUAUAUGUGGAUUGCUCAGAUUGAUACUAUAUCAUCUUUGAUAAAAACCCAAAUAUCUGCACCAGAUUCAUCUGUGACGUGCUGUCUUGGGGGUUGGUUCAACCAAAAUCCAGCUUGCAAAAAGAGUCUGGGCGCCACUAAAUGAAGUAUAAGCGAUGUUUUGGCACACAGACUUUUUCUCAAACUAUAUAUUUAUCUUAAGAAAGUCCUGUAUGAUGAAAAGUUGCUGUCUUUAGCAUUUGUACUCCAAAUGAAGCAGCUUAUAAUUAAUUUGACAGCGUUUUGGACUAUUUUUGCAAGCUUGAUAAAAGCCCUACACCCAACAUUAUGUACCCAUGCUAAAUGUCCAAUUAUCCAUUUCUACCACACAUGUCCACCACACUGCCGAGUUCAUAGUAAUAAAUUCAUAGUUUCAUUCUAUACAAUACUCUUGGAAAUUUUUUAACUUUACCAUAUAGUGACCCUAUAAUAAGAUACCAAUGGCUUGGCUGUUAUCCCUAAACCACUGUAAUGUCCUCCAGUAAAAAAAACUAUAGUCACCAUAUACUGCCAUAUGCCAAAUUAAAAUGCUCUCCAAAAUCAAACUGUGAGCUUGUGAUUCUUGAAAAAUCAAAUCAUCUUUAUAAGUUAGGGGGAGUUCAUACUCGCAUUGAUCUUUCCGUUGUAGCAUUCCGUUAUAUUAAGCUUAAAAAAAGUCCUGUCUGUCUUUAAUUUGUCCAAAAUGAUGGAAAGCGGAUGGAAUGCUGCUUUGCCUUUUUAUAUUCUGUUGAUCUUUAUAGCAAUUCUGUUAUUUUCCAGCAUAAGCAUAUUAUAACGGAAAGCUUUGGGCACACAUAAGUACCUGGGCCAUUGCUACUACUCAUGAGGUUUGUUACAUUGCUUUGUCUAGCUGCCAAGUACAGUAAUCAACAUCUCUAGUGUUUCUUUUCCACAAAAUGUGUCAGUCAAUCCAGUGAACCUACUUUUUUUAAAAUCUAAUUUCUCAAAUAUUUCAUAUAAAAAGUGGAUAUGACAAUGUCGUGAAGGGCGUCAUUAUUUAUUAUAUGAUUGUAAAUAGCUAGCAAUACCAACAAGAAUUGGUUUUCCACCUUGUAAAGUAGCAUUACAAGUUUAAUUAAUAUCCCAGUUGAAAACAAAUUAGACCAAGGUGGCAUCUACCCAUCAAGCGUGAUUGUUUUAGACAAAGGGUAUCAACCACAGUUAUGGCAUGUUUAUCACUGCAUUUCAACUGGGUUUGAAAACACAAGCUGUGUGUACAGGAAUAUAAGAGAUGUUAGAUUUAGGCUAAUUUAAAAUAUGCGAUAAACGUAAACAGGAAAGUGUCGGGAUCUCAUUAUAGCCUAUAGUUUUUUUUGCAGGAUGGAAAAGCACAGACUUCUGCGUUUUUCCAUCCAGUAAAGCAAAGUUGACAAAACUGAUGCACUUUUGGGAUCAUCUUUUUUUCUAUAGAAGCCUGUGGCUGUGUAUCUAAUAAAAUGAUCUUUUUUUAUUUAUUUUUUAUGUAGUUUACACUUCAGAUUGGGGUUAAAAAAUCCAGCAGCCUGUUCCGGCAUAAAUGCUGGCUGUAGGACCAGCAGUAUUUAUCAAGCUAAAAGCUGGCAUUUAUGCCGGAAAGUGACUGGAUUCCUGUCGGAUCCCAUCGUAGUCAAUUGGGAUCUGGCAGUUCCCAGUAUUAUCUAAGUAUGCUGGAGACGGUGAACUUCGGCAGGCUGGUCCUCUGCCGGAACAGUCUGCCGGAUAUUAUAAUACUACUGUGAAAGCAACCUUAACUGAAACAAAAAUGGAUACAACAGUUACUCUUAUCUACUGGUUAGGCUCUAUUUACAUCUGUGUGAGAGGCAUUUUGGGAAGCCUUUGGCACAAUCCUCCAUUGUAGAUUCCUUAAAAUUUGCCAGAAAAAAUAGCACUCUAUGCAGGACUAUUUUGUUCUGUAAAAAAAAAAAUAUAUUGUGAGGGAACCUAAAGGACCCCAUUGUAAGUAAGUGGGUUCCAUUAGGCGCCAUUUGUAUAGGUCAUGGGAUCCAAAUCACCAUAAUUUUCUUCUUCUUUGAGAGAACAGAAAAACAGAAAUUAGAACAAAGAUGCGAACAGAGUUGUAGAGAUGCAAGAACUUCCUUUUCUUCAUUUUUUUUAAAUCUAAAAUCUCCUUUGCGUGCAUAACAUUCAUUAAAUGCAUUCAGAUUCAUCUAGAAUUAUUUACAGUUGACCUUUAGUUUUUAAUGACUGUAUCUUUAUAAUAAUGAAUGAUUGCUUUUUAUACUUACUGAAUACCUUCUAGUCCAAACUACAAUAAGGCACUGAUUAUUUGUUCUAGUUAUUAGCACUAUGGUACUUCAGUCCAAAUAUUUGCUUUUUAAUUAUGAACGUAACCACAGGCUGUAAGUAGGGAGAGGUUCUGGAGGGGCAUAUGCACUAGGUACUGGGUAAGGAUGGCACCACUGCUCCCUCAAUGUUGUGCUCUAUAAAAACUAUAGAGGUAAAAAUUCCAUAUCCUGUAGACAGCAGUGUUAUAGGGCGUGUCAUUCCUAAUUAUUUUGUUGUUUUAGCUCUUUACUUUCCAAAGUGCACAGCUUAGAGGGAACUCUGGUUGGCACUGGUUUUAAUAAUAGGCAUACAUAUAUUUUGACAGCAGACUGACUUGGCAUGGUGCAGGAGAAAAGGGUUGGCACCCAGCUUUAGUAGUUGUCUGUAGACCUUUGUGUGUAUUACUUAUUCUAGAAGGGUCAAAUGUCAUUUUCUACCUCGGAUGAAAGAAAUCCAAGCUUUGCCCCUGAACAUGACCAUGGUGGUAAUGGUGUUACUAUAGGCACAAUAUACAAACUAAUAUAACAUAUACAUAUACUGAUAUAACUAAGCACAAUUGAGAUAUUUGGUACAACCAUGCCAAAAAAAAACAUUUGCUAUAUCGUUUAAACAGUAAUCACUCAUAGUGCAGCUUAACACGCAGCUUAAAACUCUAGAGACUAAAUACAACAUAUGUAUUUUAAAGCACAAGAUCUGGCUUUGAGGUCUGAGCAUAUACACUUCAUUAUGUGUCAUUUUAGGGUGUUAAUAAAAUUUGCCACUUGGCUACUACAUUGACGGUUGCAUCACUAGUAAAAUACAUUGGAGUAUCAAGUUGAAUGCUUAGGACUAUAUGUUCUUGAGGCUUAAAUAUUAUUGUAAGGCUUUGUUCACAUCUCUGUUUUGUAAAUCCACUAGUUUGUUCUGGU
Molecule: messenger RNA, 8131 nt
Organism: Bufo bufo (common toad)
Lineage: Eukaryota; Metazoa; Chordata; Amphibia; Anura; Bufonidae
Gene: DIRAS2
Product: DIRAS family GTPase 2
Exons: 2
Coding region: 194-793 (199 amino acids)
Biological process (GO): signal transduction
Cellular component (GO): plasma membrane
Molecular function (GO): GTP binding; GDP binding; GTPase activity
Source: RefSeq, a predicted model, not a curated record